This is a messenger RNA of Dimorphilus gyrociliatus, 334 nucleotides long. NCBI's taxonomy places the organism in Eukaryota, Metazoa, Annelida, Polychaeta, Dinophilidae. The record is from the annotation of a GenBank genome assembly.
GAAAACAAGCAUUUAUUAUCGUUAUUAUAGCGCUUUUAGACGCCGCUCGUGAUAAAAUCCUCCAAAAAUGUCUGGUGUUAUGCCAGUUAACCCUAAACCCUUUUUAAACAACUUGACUGGGAAGCCCGUUAUUGUAAAAUUAAAAUGGGGUAUGGAAUAUAAAGGCUUUCUGGUUGCCGUUGACGGCUAUAUGAACCUUCAGCUCGACAAUACCGAGGAAUAUAUUGAUGGAGCACUUUCAGGAAAUCUAGGAGAGGUUCUCAUUAGAUGCAAUAAUGUUUUACACAUUCGUGGUGCUGAUGACGAGCACGAAGAAGGAGAAAUGAAGGAUUAA